UGUGCAGCCUUGUCCUGUUUAUCUGCAUUCGGCAAUUAUAUAUGGAUGUCAGUGGUUAUGAAAUCUUGCUUUCUCCCUCUCCUCGUUGAAGUCAAAUUGCCACCAUGUCCGUGUCUACUCCUGGAGCUGGCUUCAGUGACACCGUGCCUAUAAUCAGCAACGAGAAAGAUUACUUUGAUUUUGUUCAAACCCUAAAUCUCGCCGACAAUUCGAAUAAUUCGGAUUCAGAUUCUUUACCAACCUCUUUCUCCGAACCAGAAAUUCAGAAUAAGACCUCUGUUCCAAAAACAACUGAUCUGGCUACAGCCAUAGCCAAUUUUCGUCCUACCCCGAAGGAGAUCAUAAAUGGUAUUGCACCGCACGUGUUUGACGAACGACGAACAAAGUCGAGGAGAAGAAGAAGCUUGAACAGGAGAGGAAGCCUUGGUCGUGGUCGUCCUUCAUCAGUCAGCUACGACUUCUACCAUCCAGGCUUAGCUGGUAUGCACGGUAGCGCUGGUCAUCCGACCCACAGUGGCCUGUCCCGUCGGUCGUCCAGGACAUUCGAUGGCGCAAUACCCAGACCAGCGACAGCCCCAUACUACUCCUCAAGCAGCAUGAAGCCUGGACUUUCUCCACUGCGGAUAUCGGCGGUGAUUACCGUAGAGAACAUCGAUACACUGCUGGGCACAGAAAGCGAACGCCAACAGAUUUCCGACCACAAAGCGAAGAACUCAGAAUUUCCUCAGGACUCCCUUACCUUGCCAACUCUCGGUAGCAAUGUAGAAAGAAAGAGUAGAAUGCCUCGACUCGAAUUAACUCUAGGCAAGCGCAAGACAACGUCUGAUGAGGGUACCUCCUCGUCGUCAUCAUUAGCGGGAGAUAGCAACAAACGGACCUCCACUCGAAAGGCGAAGUGGCCGAUGAUACGUAUUGACAUACAAGUACUGAGGUCGAUCGGCUCGAAAAUUAUGACUCCAAAAAGAUCAGGUCCUUGAACCGGGAACAAGGGAUCUUUCCUGCCCACUCAGCGUAGCUUCUCGUUCUUCGUCUCUAUGUGAUCCGUCUAUCUCAGCUUUUCCGUUCUCGUCAUUUUCGUUGCAUAAAUCAAAUCAAUGUAUCCUCUUCAUCAAUUGCCGUAGUUUGAUUGUACUUAGAUUUUUCCAUCAUCAUCUUGCAUUCCGCUCAUCCAACUUAUCUUGGUCGUGCUUUCGUCUUGGAAUAUACUCACUUAACCGCUUUAUCAUCUUCGACUUAUCGUUGCCUUAUCACCUCCCUCUUAG
Messenger RNA from Lentinula edodes (shiitake mushroom), 1262 nucleotides. RefSeq lists its product as uncharacterized. The transcript is spliced from 4 exons. Bases 105 to 977 code for a protein of 290 amino acids. The record is from RefSeq and is a predicted model, not a curated record. Lineage: Eukaryota; Fungi; Basidiomycota; Agaricomycetes; Agaricales; Omphalotaceae.